Messenger RNA from Mauremys reevesii (Reeves's turtle), 1131 nucleotides. Its product is annotated as vesicle-associated membrane protein 7B-like. The coding region runs from base 32 to 685 and encodes 217 amino acids. Lineage: Eukaryota; Metazoa; Chordata; Testudines; Geoemydidae. The record is from RefSeq and is a predicted model, not a curated record. Gene Ontology annotation, molecular function: SNAP receptor activity; SNARE binding. Gene Ontology annotation, biological process: exocytosis; vesicle fusion. The transcript is spliced from 6 exons. Gene Ontology annotation, cellular component: membrane; SNARE complex.
CGCGGAGCUGGGGCGGGGCGGGUUCUGCGCUAUGACCAGCCUCAGCUACAGCUGCAUCGCCAACGGUCGCACCGUGCUCGCCGAGCUCAGCCUGCGGGGGGGCUGCUUCCGGGAUGCUGCUUCAUCAGUGGUAAAUUUAGUUCUUCACAAAGGCUUGAAAAAAACCACAGCUCACAUUGGAAGCUUUGUGUACCAUGCUCUGCUAGUUAAUGGAAUUACGUACCUAUGUGCUACAAACAACACAUUAGACAGCACAGGACCAUUUGCCUUUCUUAAAGAGAUUUGCAAAGCUUUCAUUGGUAGCCCCUUGAUAUCGCAAGUGACCUUUGCCCAUCCUUUUGAAUUCAACGCAGAUUUUCAACAGGUGCUGGGGAAAUACAUGAUGGAGUACAAUAGGAGGUCAGAUGACAUUACAGUUUCUACCCUGCAAAUUCAAGUUGAUGAUGUCAAAAAUGUUAUGUUCCAAAAUGUUAAUAAGGUUUUGGAAAGAGAAGAAAAGCUGAGUGACCUUAGUGACAGAGCAGAUGAUCUCCAAAUGGCGGCUCAUUCUUUCCAAAAAAACGCCACAAAGAUUUCCAGGAAGAUGUGGUGGAAAAAUGCCAAAAUGAUGAUAAUUAUUGGAGUCCUUCUACUUAUUAUUUUAAUAUUUAUCAUUCUCCUAGCUACAGGUGUUAUUCCAACAUAAACUUUUGAUUUUUUUUUGCCAAGCACAAAAAUUUUAUAAAUUGUAUUUAAAAAUUAUUUUAGAGGACAAAUAUUUACAUUGUCAUUUUGUAUAUUGUUCAAGAACUACUGAACCAUUAACACCUGGUUGCUUGCAUGUAAUCUACUACAGUAUUUUCUCCACUCUUGAUGUAGUGAAACAGCUGCAGAGAAGUUAAGUGAUGUUUAAACCACCGGCUGUAAUAACGGAUUGCUUACCUAUCUCACAUGCAUACAUGAGUAACUGAGAAUUUUGAACGUAUAAGUGUCAUAACUCUUAUAUUAUAGCUAUAUUUUCCAGCGCUAAAGGAACAUGCAUAUUAAAAAAAGGAAUUGCAGUAACUGUUUUUCUUCCCCUGUCCCCACUUAUUGUCUAGCACCCGAAGUGAAGAGUUGAAAAUAAAGGUCAUGUAUAUGGUUCUCUUCUUA